AUGAACAACACCUCUAUUCUCCGUGUGGGAAUCAAGAGGUCACUUCAAAAUCAGAUAUGCAGCAGCUUUAAAAACCAUGGAAUGACCGGGUCUUCAAGGUCGGUUACAAUUUCGCAUUACAUGAAACGUUUAUUUACCUCGAAUGCAAAGGUUGACCAGAGCAUGCACAAAGUUUUGAAUGGUGGAUCAUUGAGACAACCAUCAGGUUCACUUGGUCGGUCUUUUUUUACUAGUAAGACUGUUUCAAAUGCUUUUUCAGGAGCAAAAAGGGCAUUUUCCACUUCAGUUGCCCCGCGUUUUCGCAUGAGUACCUUUUUAUUAAAUGAAGCAGUUAGUUCUGCUGCAACUUCUGCGGCAAAAUCAGCUUCUAAGGCUGGAAAAAGAGUGAAUCCUUGGCCUAUAAACACAGCCAAACCACUAGGUUACCUUUGUAUUGGCUGUUCAAUACUUGUUUUUGCGAUUGUUGUUCUUGGUGGACUUACGAGAUUGACAGAAUCUGGUCUUUCCAUCACUGAGUGGAAGCCUAUUACAGGCGCAAUUCCACCUUUAAAUGAACAGCAAUGGCAGGAAGAAUUCGAAAAGUACCAGCAAAGUCCAGAAUUCAAAGAGCUUAACACCCAGAUGACAUUAAAGGAAUACAAGUUUAUUUAUGGUAUGGAAUGGUCACACAGAUUGCUUGGAAGAAUUAUUGGUGUUCUCUUUGUUGUCCCAUCUCUUUAUUAUAUUGCCAGAAGGAGGGUUUCUGCUCCAACGGCUUGGAAAUUGCUAGGAAUAUGUGGAUUAAUGGGUCUUCAAGGUUUUGUCGGAUGGUGGAUGGUCUAUUCGGGUAUUGAUAAGAAACAACUCGAGGAAAGACAUUCAAAACCAACCGUUUCGCAAUACAGGUUGGCAACUCAUUUAGCUGUUGCCUUUACCGUUUAUUGCUGUAUGAUCUCGACCGGAUUCUCGAUUUUGCGUGACUACAAGAUUAUGGCAAACCCUCAGAAGUACGAAAAAGUGUUCAGGUUGAUAAAUUCAUCUGCUCUCAAGCCUUUCAGAAGGAUGACAAAAGGUGUGUUUGGUAUGGUGUUUAUUACUGCUAUGACCGGUGCUUUAGUUGCUGGUUUGGAUGCUGGUAUGAUAUACAAUACCUUCCCAAAGAUGGGGGACGGUUAUAUGCCUCCUAAGGAUGAGUUGAUGGAUCCAAUGUUUGCCAGAAAGAGUGACAAAUCCGAUCUUUGGUGGAGAAAUAUAUUGGAAAACCCAACCACCGUUCAGUUUGACCACCGUGUGUUUGCCAUUGCCACAUUUUGUGCUGUCUUUGGUGUUCACAUGUAUUCCCAUAGAAUUAGACCAAUUAUUCCAAAGGCUGCAUACAGAUGGAUGAAUAUAAGCGUGGGAUUGGCCACUUUACAGGUGGCUCUUGGAAUUUGUACUUUGCUUUGGAUUGUUCCAACGGAUUUAGGGGCUGCUCAUCAGGCUGGUGCCCUUGCAUUGCUUACUGGUAUGCUUAUGACCGUAAACAAUUUGAAAAAGCCUAGCGUUUCGAAUGUUGUUAUUUUAAGGAGAUAUCUAGAAAAAGCCUCCAAGUUAGCGGAGAAGAAGAAGCUUAAAUGA
Molecule: messenger RNA, 1596 nt
Organism: Brettanomyces bruxellensis
Lineage: Eukaryota; Fungi; Ascomycota; Pichiomycetes; Pichiales; Pichiaceae
Exons: 1
Coding region: 1-1596 (531 amino acids)
Biological process (GO): heme A biosynthetic process
Cellular component (GO): mitochondrial inner membrane
Molecular function (GO): oxidoreductase activity, acting on NAD(P)H, heme protein as acceptor
Source: RefSeq, a predicted model, not a curated record